ACGUGUUGAUUUUGCUCUCUGAUGUUCUUGUGUUUUGAUGAUCAGCUGUUCUGAGCGUCGCCAUUCAGCCAUCUUGACGCUCACCUUCCUCCCUCUCCACCUCCUCGGGCCCUUCCCAGACACACACACGCCCCUCACCAUCAUGUAGACUUAGGGGCGGCAGCAGCAAGACACUGACCAGAGUUAACAAGUUGAGCUUCCAAGUUGAAGUCUUCCAAACAGCCAAACAGUAAGGUGUGUGUUGGGACACUGGUGUGGUGGCUAGGGAUGGAGUGAACGUGAUGAUGAGUGAAGGCGGCGGCGGCGAGGCAAGCUGCCCCCCCACCCACCAAGUGUGGCUGCCCCUCCCCCACAGUGAUGACGACGACGAGGAGGAGGAUGAGGAGGGAGCACGUGGCGAGGGGGCGGACGUCGUGGGUGGGGGCGAGGUGGUGGUGGUGGGUAGCGGGGGCGCCACCACGCUGUACAGCCGCGAGGAUGGGGCCACGGUGCUGGAGGCGGCGGACGGCACCACCACUGUGCUGCGCCCGCAAGGCUCCGCCCACAGACUGACGGUGACGGUAGAGGGCGGCGACGGGGAGCCCGGUGAGGGCAUGACGGCGAUCGUGGAUGGCCAGACCGGCACGGCGACCCUGGUGGAGGGUGCCGAGGUGGUGAGGACUCAGGCGGUGUCUUACGCCACGCCCAUCCUCCACCACGUCUUCCUGCAGGCCGCCCCCACCACCCACGGCACCGCCACCCUCCACACGGCGUCCGCCUCCACCUCCACCACCACCACGCCGCGCAGGACAGCAGCCCCAGCGACGGCCGCGAUCCUGCAGGCCACGCCCUCCAAUGUCAAGCUCGAGGACAGUGGUAGUAACAGCAACAGCAGGAGCAGCAGCAGCAGCAGAAGCAGCAGCAGCAGCAGAAGCAGCAGCAGCAGCAACAGCAGCAGCAGCAGCAGCAGUGGUAGAAGUAGUAGUGUCAUUACUAGUACCUCCAGCAGUAGCACCAGUACCAGUAAUAGUUGUUAUAGCAGUAGUGUUAGUAGUAGUAGAAGUAGUAGUAGUAGUAGUGGUAGCAGCAGCAGCAACAACAACAACAACAACAACAACAACAACAACAACAACAACAAGAGCAUCAAAAGUGAGAACUCAAGCAGGAGCAGCAGGGUGGUGGAGGACGCCGCCGCCACCACAGUCGCCACCACCACCACGAUCACCACCACCACCACUACCAGUACCUGCCUGCCAACCGAUCACCACCACCACCACCACAACACCACCAACACAACCAGCAACAACAAGCAGACCGCCACCACCACUACUACCACCACCAGCAACACCAACAACCACGUCAGCCACCUCAGCCUCCACCCCCACCACCACCAUCGUCACCCAUCGUUGUCUUCCUCUCCCUCGUCCACCCCGCCCCCCUCCCUCUCCCCGCCCUCAUCCGCCAGCGGCCCGCGCACUGACGACGAACUCACGUCCCUCUCCUGGCUGCAGGACUCCAACCUUCUGCGAGGUACAGCAUUAUCCCCUGUGAAAACCAGCCAUGGCUCAUCAGGGCAGAGUGGUCCAGGGGAGGUGGUGAAGGCCGAGUCCCCUACCAGUGACUAUGGUGACGAGUCCUCAGACGCCCUAGAGCCCGGAGAGCUGACCCUCAAUGACCAGCCUCACACACAACCCUCCCGGCAGCAGCCUAUCCCAUACAACCCUCAGGUGCAUAUCAAUGCCAAGCCUCCCUAUUCCUUCUCCUGCCUCAUCUUCAUGGCCAUUGAGGACUCCAGCAAUAAGGCCCUCCCUGUGAAGGACAUCUAUGCCUGGAUUCUGGAUCACUUCCCUUACUUCAGGAAUGCUCCCACUGGAUGGAAGAACUCUGUUAGGCAUAACCUUUCCCUCAACAAGUGUUUCCGCAAAGUGGAGAAAGCGCCCAACCUUGGCAAGGGCUCCUUAUGGAUGGUGGACCCCGCCUACCGUCCAAAUCUCCUGCAGGCCCUCAGCAAGACUCCCUUCCACCCAUACUCCAACCUGGACCGCAUCUACCUGGUAUCCACCAAGGCUGCCUACAAUAACAGGCAGGUUGGGGAAGGGGCAAGUGGACAGAGUGGAACAGGACGGGCAAGUGUACCUGUGGAGAGCCCUGCAGCAAGUCCCACCAAGCCAGCUGGGGCCAAUGUGCCAGACCCUGAACUGUUCCCAUACUUGGCACGGCGCCUGGGCUCCACGGGGCCUGGGACUUUGGGGAUGGAGGUGGUGGGCUCUGGAGUUCAUAGUGAGGAUGUAGAUGCAGCAGCAGCUAUGUUGGCCCUCAAGCAUGGCUCCCGUAUUGUGACUCCAGCAAGUGAAUCCUACUCUCAGCUGAGGGAUGGCAAGGACACAUCUCUCUUAUACGAAGAAAAUCGGAAAAGGAAGAGAAAAAGAAAACACACAGAGGUUGGAGAUGCUCGCAUGAUGGUCAUCAGUUCAUCACCAAGUCAGGAUCACUCUUACACCUCAGUGGAUGGUGAAGAAGAAUAUCCAGGACCUACUUCCGUGCCUACUCCAUGCCGGACUGCCCAUACCACCCCCCAGCCACACCCUCCACCCCCCAAGAAAGCCAACCACUCUCCUACCUCUAGUGUGGAUGAAGCCUUCUCUGAUGACUCUUAUGACAGUGAUGUGGCCAGUGAAGCAUCCCAAGCAGACAUGAGGCAACUGGUUGAGGGUGCUGAUGCAUUACUGAACUUGGCUGCUGUUGCCACCUCCCUUGCCUCCCAGCGCCACCUUGGGGAGGGUGUGGGUUCCCCUACCCCACCACACUUGUCAGCACCAGCCGGUCGCCACAAUGUUCCGAGGUUGCACCACACCCCAGCAGCUCCUCACCUUGGAAGAGUGCACAUACUGAAGCCAUCAGCAGCCAAGUCAGCCUCUGGAAAGCACAGCAACAAGGUCAAGAGUGAGGUGGCCCACAACAACAAUACCAUCCUAACUAACAACAACAAGGUUUUGAAAGUGAAGAGGUUCAGUGGUCGUGCCUCUAGCCGGCAGCAGCUGUCUCCUCCUUCACAGUAGUAGGUAAAUGUGGGAACACUUUCAUCAAAAAAACAAUAUGGGCACCCUUUUAAAUUAAAUGUAGAAUUGAAGAAACUAGUGUACAUUUCAAAAGUAUAUGGUAUUGUUAGUGAUCUACACAUAGAGCAAGUCUGUGAAGGUUUUUGAUGAAACUAAUAUGUGAAUAAUAAGUAUGCAAUGUAUACUGCAGUGCUUCUUAUGCAAGUCUCUGGUUGAAUUUAUUACAUGUUUUUGUACAUUUUUUGUAAAAGCCAUUUAUAAUAACAGCAUUACCUUAACCAGAGUAUAAGACACAUGCAGUCAAAGUUGUUAGUAUUGUAGAUAUUUUCCUAUUGUUAUGUGGCUUUCCUUCUUGUUAUGUUGGCUUAGUUCACCACUGGGGCCUCACACCCCAACUUCAAUGCUCAGUUCUGUCAGCAUCCCUUUUAAUACUUCCACACUAUAAAAUUAUAAUUUUUUUUAUAAAUCAACUAUUUCCUACAAGAAAUAUAAAAGCAAUAAUUUGUUUCCACAGUCAAGAAACAAGAAUCACUCUGCAUCACUGUGCUCUGAUUUCCUUCUAAUUUGAGUGGAAAGUUACUUUGCAUAUGCAAUAAUUAUGGCUUGUGUAUGCACUCCAUGCAUUACUGAAGAGCAAUACUGUUUAUACACUAGCUGUACGUGUUAUUUUAUAGAUUGUUUAUCUUAAUAGUAAGAGCCUGUAAUAUAUACCCAAGAAUGCUUUUAUUGUAUAUAAGAAAUCUCUAGAAUCAGAUUAAAAUAUAUUUGUUUAUAUUUUGCUUUGAAGAUAUUUCCCAUUUCUGUGGAUACAAUUGGAUGACCUUUACCCAGCCUGAUGUAUCUGUGAGGCAGCACACUCUGAGGGAAGGAAACACCACACUCAGGAGGCUCCCAGGGGCUCUGCCCCACUCACUAAGGGUUGUCAAGUUGCCACACACAAUGGUUGUUGAUCAAAUGCACCAACACUAUACUUGACACAUAUUCCACUGUAGCAUAUAUAACGUAGGGUUCCUUGUAAAUAAAUUUUCAUCUCUGCUUCUACAGUAAUUUCUCUCUUGUACUGGCAUGGUGCAGCAGGUGGUGGUGGCGGCUCUAACACCCUCACUCUCACAGUUGGUGAUACCUUGUCACUGACCACCACUCUUUGCUGGUGUGAUGCUAAAAGAUGUAAGGGAAACUAUUAUAGAAAUAAUAUGAAACACUGAUCUUAAAACUUUUUUUAUAUAACAUAUACUAAUAGGCUGUGAUGAGAUAAUCAGGCUGGGUAGUUUGCUGUUAAGUCCACCUUUGUCUUCCUUAGUAUGUCAAAUAUAUAGUCAUUAAACAUUUACUAUCAGUUACAAAUGAGUGGGGUUAUUAUAUCAGUUGUGGUUGCUCCUUUCCUCCCAUUCUCUUAUAUUAGGAAUUUUACUCUAGAUUAAAUGUCAUUGAAAACUGCAACAUACAGCUAAGCAAGGUCAGGUUGAAGCUGCAGUGUUUAGUUUUCAAGCAAGGUCAUGUCACUGGGAGAUGACAUGUUGAAAUUCUCCAGUGUAAAAUUAAAUAUAAUGAAGAGCAGAUUUGCCACUUUGUGGCAAUUCAUGAUGACUCUUGAAAACACAAGACCCAUUGCUAAGUCUGCAGUGUUGUCAGUUUCCUCCCUGUGUGCCAAAGUGUUUGCCACAGUCUUUAGUGAAGCUCAGUGGUCAUCAAUGCAUACACAUCCCAUGUGCCAAAAUAGUGAAGUGGUGACAACAACUGUUGUUUGAAACAGACCUUCCCACUGGUGGUGGAAGGCAACUUGUAGAUCGUAGGAAAUCAUUAAUUUUUCGUCUAUCUAGUGUGAUAAAAUUAUUUAACUAAUUUUUUGGCAUACUGAUGAAAACCAAUAUCCAUUAUUAAGUUUAGUGUUUAUAAUGUUCAUAAACUGAUCAUGCAUUGUGGUAAUCAUUUUACAGAAAACAGACAUUGUUGUCCCCAUCACUGUGCAAAUCACUGGUAAUUUCAGGGACUAGUAAAUUGAACUGGAAAUUAAGGAAAUUACUUUCCUUGCCAUUCACGACUUUUCAGAUUAAUCUUCUGUAACACAUCAACAGACACAGUAAUUUGUGAACUGACAUUGUUGUUCAACUGAAUUACAACAUUAGUACCAAUCACUGUCAUGUAUCUGAAUUUGAUUGUACUUGUCCAAACUUUAUAGAUACAUUUCAUACUUUUGUCCUGACUAAUUCAACAAUACAUAAAUUAACACACACUGUUCUGCAUCCCUGAACACAGAAUCACAGGAAGCUAGAUGGCACUUCUUUGGACUAUUAAUAUAUUUACUACAUGUGAGCUACGCAAUCCACGACUGUCAUGCAGUUUUUAUAUUACAUUUCAUUCAUGUAUUAUUUAUUACCUAAUUUUUUAAAGUAAUCUGUGUUCAGAAUGAAAGACACAGUUCAAAUCACCAGAAUUCAGUCACUGCAAUAAUAUACAUAAAACUCCCCUAAUUCAUAGUGUGCUAGUGAACUGUAACUAAAUUUCAGAAAAUUUUUUUCUUGAUUAUACUUGUUAAUACCAUGAAACUUAGGACCAGAAACCUGUAAACAUACCUUUCUUUGAGGCUCACUUUGAAAUUGCUGUCACACAGCUGAUGAGUGUUGUUCCAUCUCUUCCUUACCUGAAAAGAUUGAAAAGAACUUCAUUAUGAUUCUUGUCACCAUAACCUAUGAAACUUUAUAGAUAUAAGAAUAAUGAUAUGCACCUUUCUCUGUAAACCAAAUUGGUUAUUUUCUCUCAUUUAUAUUUACUGUUGUGCUUCUUGUGUGUUAUUUCAUUCUUCACUAUCCCAUGUCACACAAGGUGUAUAAACUAAUGUGAUGAACAGAAGUUGGACAAGGAAAGGGCUUCAUUUGAGAAUGAAUACUGCAGCCAAGGCAUUGUAACAAUGUAUUAUGGAGGACUCACCCUGCUACUUAUAAUAUUCCAUUUUAUGAGCUUCAACCAAAGUCUUAGAUAUUACAUAAAUGUAAAAGUAACUUUGCUCACUGGAAUUCACCUACUUUAUCAUUAUCUUGUGAAAAUGUAUGCAAAUCCUCAACAUAAUGCCAAUACUGUCAUGUCAUGACAUGUUUGUAAUAUGCAAACACCACAACAGCUCUAAUUGAUCAUCACUUGGUGAAACAAAGUAUGGAACAUCACAAUCUACCAACCAAUCAUGAGAAUCAAGGCACAAAAUAACCACUGGAUAUGUUCCACAUCCUGUUCUGGAAAUUCAUCCCUAACUUUUGAGUCACAUGAAGCUAAGUACCAUGACAUAUCUGAAAAAUAGAUACCAAUUCUAUUUUCUGCAUUUUCUUGCAUACCAUCCCACUAAGGUUGUGAGAAAGAUGCUUUUCUUAAUUUUAUGGUGACUAUCUUGUAAUUUUUAUUUUUUGUUAAUGGUGCAGUUACACUUGAAUAUGAUAGACAUUACUUCAUAAUUCAAUACACCUUCCUUGGAUCAAUAUAAUGAAUCACUAUUACAUGGUGCAAACUUACUAUAUGAAACAAGACAAGUCACUUAUCUUGUACCAUGAAAGAGAAAGUGAUUAUGGUGAUUGACUGAUGAAAGUUCAGCAAUUGUUUUAAUUAAUACAAUUUAUUCUGAAAUUCAAAAGCAUGAUAAUUAUGUUAUCUUGGAGUGAAAAUAUCAAAUUCCUUAUUAAACACCAACUAAAAAGAGCAGGUUACUGGAAAAUAUAUCAGGUUAUACCUGUAUCAAGGAACACAAGCAUCUAUAUCUCUGUCAACAUUUGUAGUCCAUCACACUAAAUUUAAACAAAACAAGAAAUAAAAAAUAGUCAAGUGAACUGCAUUAAUAUGUGAAAUAAUUUACAUGUUUAUGGUGACUAUAGUUCUUAAUACUUUCAAUUUAAAAAGUAUCUACAUUAAAUAUUUAUAAGAUUUUCUUGCAGGAUAUUUGAGCAUGGUAGUCACCUUACAUAUUAAAAUACUUUUAUCAAAAAAAACUUAGGAUGUGAGUGAGGGGAUUUUGUUAUGAUUAUUGCAGUGAAGUGCAGAGGUUGUUUGUCGGGUGAUUUCCUUGGCCAGUGACAAAGCUGGCUCACAGACCGCCAGAUUUACAUAGAUGCAAACCUAGAGAAUCCUCAGUAUGUACGCAUUUAACUUUGUUGUAUUUUGUUAAUACUUACUGAUUUUUUUAUAAAAUAAGGUCUGGACAAGAGGACAGGGGAAAGAUGUAAGACUUUUUUGUGAUUAGAAAGUUCAAUAUAUGCUAGCAUUUUAACCCUCUUAAUAAUUUCAUGUCAAAUGAGACUCUGUGCCUUAACAGGAUGGUCCACUUCCAUGCUUCUAGUGAUGACUGCUUGAACACUGUGAGAGGUGAAUGCCUCAGCAUCACCCAGUUCUUUUCAUACCUGACAUCCAAGGAUACAAGAGCCUUUAGUGAUCCCACUGAAGCUAUCCUUCUGCCAGUCUUUCUCCAAUAAAAGAAUAAGUGUCUGUAAGAAGUGGUGGUUCCAUCUUGUAGCUUAGAUUAAGAUGCCACUGCUGAGUAGGUUAUCAGAGCUUGGGAAACAGACUUGGCACUGAUAACCCACACAGCAGUUUUGACUAAUCAGAUGUAACUGAUUUACUGGGUAAUCUUACUCCAGCACAUGACCUUUCAUUUGUGGCUAAAUGGAAGUUGUCAUACAACACAGGAAGCCCAGUUUUGGGUGUGUCCUCAGGAGCACCAGGGCUCCUCCCCUCACCCCUGCUGCUGCCCCUCUCAGUGUGGUGGUGCCAUGGGGUCAGUCAACACUCAGUUUACAUGUUCAUGUUCAGUCUGGAAGUGCCUUUUAUAAUUAUAAUUAUUUAUUGACUGCCUUUAAGGCACUACAGAUCCUUCCUAUGUACAUUACCAUUAGAAAGUUUAUUUCUCAUUAAAUGCAUCUUCAUGAAUCAUUAAACUGCUGUGAACUGAGGCUUUCUGUUCAGUGUAUUGAGGUUUUCCCAGGGAGAGGUUAGAAGUGGCCUGUGGCUCGACAAGAGUGGCAAGAAAACAUUAUGUAUCAGUUAAAAGAAUAUCAAAGUAGGUCCUGCCUCAAUCGCUGCACUCAAAGUCUUGUGGCUUCAGGUUGUAUUGGAAAACUAUAUACAGAUUUCAUCAGGGUAUUACAUUUUUUAGCAUCAUGCAUUUUGUAAUCAAAAUAUAUUCUUACAUUCAUUGAAUGUAUUGAACUCAGCAAAUCACAUUAAUGAGCAUGUUAAUAAAUACUGAUUAUUUUUUAUAGCUGACUUCAAUGUAUUUAUUUAUUUUUUAUGUACUCCAAGGUGACUGAUGACAAGAAACUAUGACAAUUUCCAUUACUGGCAACAUUACACCAUUUCCACCUGCCCUGAGAAGUUUGACUUGUACUUACUGAAAACUUGUGGUAUUUUUGGCACUUUAUUUAUUUGAUCAUACACCAAACCUACUCAGUGACAUGGCUGUAUGUGACGUAUUGUGAAGCAGCUUGUGUCUGUUAGGUGUAUUACCUGCUUGACCUAAAAACACUGUAAAUUUUAAAACCAAAUCUGCAUACUGCCACUAGAAGAAGGGUCGUGUUCCUAGCAAAUGUACAUACAGUUGACCCACAGCAAGAGGUCAGUAGGGCAUGGAGCUACCAGUCAGUCAGCAGGAAGGUCACUAUGAAUCAAAGUCAAGGUUAACAGACAUUUUCUUAUGCAGCCAAUGAAUCGCCUUACAUCAAUGUUGUGUGAUCUUAGUCUCUUCAAUAGAGUCCUACUGGGGACAAUUUUGGUUUGUAUAUUUCUGUACAAAAUGUACAUAUCACAACCCCAAUAAUAAUUAUACUUGAAAAA
Messenger RNA from Scylla paramamosain (green mud crab), 8846 nucleotides. It is a transcript of the gene CHES-1-like, whose product is annotated as serine-rich adhesin for platelets-like. NCBI's taxonomy places the organism in Eukaryota, Metazoa, Arthropoda, Malacostraca, Decapoda, Portunidae. The transcript has 12 exons. Gene Ontology annotation, molecular function: DNA-binding transcription factor activity; cis-regulatory region sequence-specific DNA binding. The coding region runs from base 282 to 3038 and encodes 918 amino acids. Gene Ontology annotation, cellular component: nucleus. The record is from RefSeq and is a predicted model, not a curated record. Gene Ontology annotation, biological process: regulation of DNA-templated transcription.